AUGGAUGGAAUUUACGUUGCUCCCACAGGAGGGACUACCAGCACAGAUAUCCAGUGUAUCUUUUUUGGGUUGACUUUGGAUACUGCAACAGACUUUCUUGCGCAGAAGCCUCUUUCGCCUAUUCAGUCGAAAAUUCGCAAGCUGUAUGUGCUCAGCGUCUUACAUUUGGACGGGUUGCUUCCUUGUUGCACUGCCAAAGAAUCAGGCAACCAGGCAGGAAGGUCCAUGCAUUUAUUGAUAAAUUUGUGCAUUAGGCCCUUCGAUCCCAGCCAGAAGAAGCUAGAAGAAGCUAAUACCAGACACGCUGACAAGACGCGAUACAUCUUUCUCCGAUACAUCUUUCUCGAUGCUUUACUUGCAGAAACUCAGGAUCCCAUAGAACUAUGCUCGCAGUAUUUGAACAUCCUCCUCGCAGGGCGCGAUACCACUGCUCCACUUCUGAGCUGGACCGUUAUGUUAUCGGCGCGCCACUCGGCUGCUUUCAACAAACUCCGAGAAGAUAUCAUUCAAAGCUUUGGCACCUACGGCUCGCCUCGGGAUAUAAACUUCUCCUCAUUAAAGUCAUGCCAGUAUUUGCAAUUUUGCCUGAAAGAGUCACUUUGUCUGUUCCCUGUGGUCCAUUCAACCGCCGUUCGGCAGUUUUGGCUACAACAUUGCCACAUGGAGGGGGGACAGACGGCCAAAUUAUUAUGUAAAGCACUCACGUCAUGCACCGUCGCAAGGACAUUUGGGGCUCCGACACUGACAGCGUCGAUCCUGAGCGUUGGCGUGGACGGAAAGUUGGUUAGGAGUAUAUUCCUUUUAACGGGGGGCCACGCAUCUGCAGUGGACAGCAAUUUGCCCUCACUGAAACAGGAUAUAUACUGGUUCAUCUGGUACAGCGUUUCGAUUAAAUUGAAAACGAUUAUUCUGGGCGCCAGGUUCGCUACGGCAUAA
Molecule: messenger RNA, 936 nt
Organism: Penicillium waksmanii
Lineage: Eukaryota; Fungi; Ascomycota; Eurotiomycetes; Eurotiales; Aspergillaceae
Exons: 3
Coding region: 1-936 (311 amino acids)
Molecular function (GO): monooxygenase activity; heme binding; iron ion binding
Source: RefSeq, a predicted model, not a curated record